Salarias fasciatus (jewelled blenny) is the source of this 1067-nucleotide messenger RNA. RefSeq lists its product as uncharacterized. The transcript is spliced from 10 exons. The coding region runs from base 277 to 900 and encodes 207 amino acids. NCBI's taxonomy places the organism in Eukaryota, Metazoa, Chordata, Actinopteri, Blenniiformes, Blenniidae. The record is from RefSeq and is a predicted model, not a curated record.
UCCAAAAAAUUGCUCUUUCAAAGGGAAGAAAUAUAUUUGUGGCUGACCUCUAUGCAGUGGCAACAUGGCGACGGCCCACAGCGUGUGACCCACUCUUGAGUUUGCCUGAUGAUGUUUCCAUGAGAGAUCACAUCGUUAUUCCUAUUUGGAAACCUGGACACUUCCUCUUGUCUAAACCUUUGCCAGGAUGUAAAUCCUGGGACAUGGACAGAGAGGGUUGGAAAAGACCUACAGGGUUUACCUAGACAGUCAUUUGGGAACGAUUGUGGCAUUUUCAUGUUGAUGUAUGCCCUGUACACCGUUUUGGGUGCACCUUAUGACUUCAGCAUUACCGAUAUGCCAGCUCUGAGAAAAUGGUGGUGUGUAAUGCUCAUGGAGAACUUUGACCUCGGAAGCUGUGGGAAAGUCUUCGCCCACUGGACUGAUGCUGCAAAAGCUCUGCUGCGCGGAGAGGCGCCACCAGUCUUCCGUCUGAAGAAACGGAAAUUAGAUGAUGCUGCUGAGGACCAAGAGCCUCAGCCACAGCCUCUGCAAAUUACAUCUCCACUCCAAAAAGAUGCUCAGACAGAAGGGGAAGCGACCAGCAUAGAGGACAAAAUUCUCCAAGACUGCACAAAAGCUGCAGAAUGGGUUCAGGACAAUCCACAUUUGUUUGCUGCAACUGUUGAGAUGCCUGACAUCCUGCAGAUGGGACAAGAGAUGCAGAAGGAGUUUGUGAAGCAGUUGCUUAGCCUUUCAUCUGACGGAUCGAGUCAGCUUUGCGAGGACGACAAGGAACAAAUCUUGGAGCCAUUCAAGUUUACAUUUCAAGUCGUGGAAGACAUGUGGAUGUUUUGUGAAGAAAUAAUGGACAAAAGACAAUACCGGGCAUAUUGUGAAUGCAGGAUUGAGGACCAAUAGAUGGGCACUCUUUUAUAUGGUGGGGAAAAACAAAACUAUGCUGCAUUAAAAUGUAAAUACAUGUAUAAUAUGUAUAUAGUAAAGUUGUCCACAUAUAUCUUUUGAAUAAGCGUUAGUAGAAAUGUUUCUACAAUAUGUUGUCUGUUAAAAUAAAUAUGUUAACCCCA